Messenger RNA from Limulus polyphemus (Atlantic horseshoe crab), 3141 nucleotides. Its product is annotated as fasciclin-2-like. Lineage: Eukaryota; Metazoa; Arthropoda; Merostomata; Xiphosura; Limulidae. Gene Ontology annotation, cellular component: membrane; neuron projection. The record is from RefSeq and is a predicted model, not a curated record. The transcript has 16 exons. Gene Ontology annotation, biological process: cell adhesion. Bases 122 to 2704 code for a protein of 860 amino acids. Gene Ontology annotation, molecular function: protein binding.
UACGAACGACACUGCUACAGCUACUACAGAAGUGGGAAGUAAUAAACCUGUAUCCUGACAAUUGAAAGAGGAGAGUGUCGUUCAAACUGCAGUUUUGCUUUUAGUAACAGAAUACCUCAGCAUGUGGAACUGGAGGUGGAUUAGUGUGUUAGUAUCAACAGUAUUACUAGGUUGUUUUGCUCAGGAAUUAAAGAAUAAGGUGAAACUUUCUAUUCAACCUCUGGGCAAUGCUCAAACACGACCAGCAGGAGAAAGCUUUGCUCUCACCUGUACAGGAGAUAGUGAUGAUAACAGCUUGUUCUCGGAGAUAAAAUGGGAAAAUCCAAGUGGAGAAGUACUGGGCCAAAGUGGAAGUGAUCAAAACAUUGAAGUCAAUAAGAUAAUGAAAAAUAUACUGUCGCUUGUGUUUGUGAAACCCAAAACAGGAGAUACAGGCAUGUAUACUUGUAAGGCAACAUACAAUGAUACAGAAACUUUGGAAACUGGUGUUGAAGUGACCUUCUUCCAUGACAUCACUUGGGAAGACUGCCUUGAAAAACAGUCUCUUGUUGUUAACCAACCAGGAGAACUAAAGUGUCUUGUUUCAGCUGAUCCAUCACCUCAAGUUUCCUGGACCAAACUAGAGGGAUCAGAAACAAUCCCUUUAGAUACAUCUCGAUUCAAAGUUGAUAUAAAAAAAGGAGUUUUAAUAUCUGAGGUGCACGAAGAUGAUGGUGGGAAGUACCGUAUUCAAGCUAUUGUCACAGAAACUGGAAGAUUCAAGCAUCAAGAUAUUGUUGUGGAAGUCCUUAUCCCUCCCAACUUUACAGAGUCUCAGGAUGAUGCUCAAGCAUUAGAAGAGGAAGAUGUUGUUCUAAAUUGUAGAGCUGAUGUUGGCUAUCCAAUUCCUACAUAUUCCUGGCUUGAUCUGAAUGGUGAAAAACUUAACUCCCAGGAAAGGUUUAUAGUGGAUGAAGCUACUGGUACUUUAACAAUACAAGAAGUGAGCAAAGAUGAUGCUGGUAUAUAUACAUGUAUAGCUGAAAACAAAGCUGGGAGUGAUCAGAAAAUCAUGAAGCUUACAGUAUUCUCCAAACCAAAAAUUAUCCAGUUUGAAAAUAAGACUUCAGUGGAAGCAACAACAGUUACAUUGGAAUGUCAUGCAUCUGGUGUCCCUUCUCCAGAACUCACCAUCUUUAAGGAUGGGGAUCAACAAGUUGAAACUGGUGAUAGAAUAUUAACAGAGAAGUCUCAAGGGGAAGAGGUUGUGAUUUUGACUAUAACCAUUAACAAAGUGGAAAAAGAUGAUGAUGGAGAGUAUUUCUGUCAUGCGGAAAAUGUAGCUGGAAAAGUCGAGAUGGCUGGUCAUCUGUCAGUAGAAUUUAAACCACAAAUGCAUACACCUAAAUCAGAGUUUAUGAAAACUUGGAACGACAACCCUGUCAACUUAAGUUGUGUCGCUGAAGCAUUUCCAGUUGCAACCAUUCGUUGGUUUUUUGAUACACAGGAAAUAGUUUCUGAUGAAAGUGAAAAUUACACAAUUUUUGGAAAAGAAGGCCACAGCAACCUGUUGCUUCCAAAAUGUAUUAAUAAGUCAGUAUCUGAUUCUCUCAAAGCUACCCCAGGGAAGUUACUUCAGGUGAAGUAUGAAGACACCACUGCUACAACAAUCUCUUUUGAAUUUCUUGGUCCUGAUGAUGAUGGAGGUAUGCCCAUAUUGGCAUAUAUGGUUAAGUACAGAGAAGAGAGUGACUUACCUGAAGAUGCAGAGAUAAUGGAAUGGAAAGCAGGAACUAUUUACACUCUGGAAAGUCUAAAGCCAAGAGCUACUUACAAGUUUCAAUUUGCUGUAAAGAAUGCAGUGGGUACAGGUAUGUGGACAGAGGAAAAUUCAUGGACAAUGCCAGCUGAAUCUGCCCCUGAACCUCCAACAAUUAUCUCUCCUCCUGGAAAUGAAAGCACAUACCCUGACAAAAUGGAAAUUAAAUGGAAUAUCAAUGAAGACAAUGGAAAACCUAUUCAAUAUUUUCAACUUCGUUACUUUAAGGUUAAAAGAGAAAAUGAUGAGAAAAAAAUUUGGAAGCAGUAUGGUAAGGACAAAGUAAUCAACAUCAAGGAAGACUGGGAAAGUGGCCAUUUCACAAUAACUGGAUUGGAACCUAAUUCUUACUACAAGGUAGAGCUGAGAGCCAGAAAUGAGAUUGGAUUCAGUCAGGAUGAAACAAUGAUUUUCAGAACAGCUCUUGGAAUCAUGGAUUCUGAUCAGAAAGCACCCAUAGCUCAAGAAGAUGUACCCACAGCAGUGAUUAUUGCAGUUGUGGUGCUGUUGAUUCUUGUGAUACUUAUUGUCAUUGAUGUAACAUGCUACUUCCGUUAUCACUGGGGAGUAUUGUACUUCUUGAGAAAUAAUGCAUGUGGAAAGUCUUCAGAAGACAAAAGUAAAGAAGCCAUUGCUGAUGAAGAGAAGGGAAGCAUUCCAGCACACAAGGAACAGGUUAAAAGCACAGACGAAGUUACUGGUUCUGCAUCCCCAACUGAUGAUAAAAAGGACCUUAUCCAAGAGUCUGAUGAGAAACACCAAAAACCAAAGGAUGGAGAAGUAGCCAGUGAGGACACACCAAUGAUUGAUCCUAGUAGUGAGAAAGAAGGCAAGAUAGAAGAGAAUGACAAAAACCAAUCACUAAAAGGAUCAAAAACAAGCUUGCCUAAAGAUAGUGCAGUGUAAAAGCUUUACAGAAGAAGUGAAAGCAACAUUUUUAGUCUAAUUGUUUACUGGAGGCCACAUGCUAUGUUUUGUAAAAUACAGUUUUUAUAAUUUUACAAUAAAAGAAUUAACCACUUUUUGCACUCACUGGCGCAAGAAAAAAGAAACCAAAACAGUUUUGCUUAGUGGCCGUAUAGUACUUGAAAUGUUGUAAAAAAAAAUGUAGUUUUUGUUGUUGACCAGUUGUAUGUGAUUGAACUUCGUAAUCCAUGUAAGUGGGCCACUUUGAACUUUCUACGACUGGUGCUAUUGUUACUAGUGUAGUACACGUCGUCCUCUAAGGCUUAAUACAUUGGAUUAAGGAGUUCUUUUUCAUUCUUCUUUUUUUUUUUUCACAAAUUUGUAGGAUGCAAGUUUGCUGGUUUUUCAAGUUUAACUCCCACUCAACAGUUGUGAUU